ACGAUCUCGAACCGUAUAAAUUUUAUCCAGUCUCAUAUUGAACUGACCUGACUGCGACUCCAUUGCGACUCUUCCGGAGUCCAGAAAAGCCUCAACUCUUUGAAAGAACAUCAACGCCCACGCUGCCUGCUGAUACUUGGAGAGGGAGCGGGAACACACAGAUAUAUCUUUCCGCAAACUCCCUCAAUCUCCUUCAAUGUCGCCAAAUUCCAAAUUCCAGCAUCGGGGUUUACUAUCCACCAAAUCUAUGGCGUUUGAAUCACAGUCGCAGAACGGCGUUGGUGUUUUCGAUGAUAUUUCAUUCGGCCUCGCGAUGCUUCCCAAACAGCUUGAAAUCAAUAACAACACUGAAUCCCCCUUCGAGCUUCGCUUACGCCUUCCGGAUCCCAGCCUUGCCAUUAAAGACUUCUUUAGGACUAGAGAAGUUGCUGAGUUUGUUAGUGGGGCCAUGGCAGGGGCUAUGACAAAAGCUGUGCUUGCUCCUCUCGAGACAAUCAGGACAAGAAUGGUGGUUGGUGUUGGAUCUAGAAACAUUGCUGGUAGCUUUAUUGAGGUCGUUGAGCAGCAAGGUUGGAAAGGUCUAUGGGCUGGAAAUGCAAUCAAUAUGGUUCGUAUAGUUCCUACGCAGGCAAUUGAACUGGGAACAUUUGAGUGUGUAAAACGAGCAAUGACAUCAGCACAGGAGAAAUGGAGUAAAAGUGAACAUCCAAGUAUACAUAUUGGCCCUGUCACUUUACAUUUUUCGCUCUCCUGGAUUUCUCCUGUUGCUGUGGCUGGUGCUGCUGCUGGUAUUGUUAGCACUCUUGCAUGCCAUCCGCUUGAAGUUUUGAAGGAUCGCUUGACAGUCAGUCCUGAGGAUUAUCCUAAUUUAAGCGUUGCAGUUAGCAAGAUUUACAACAGUGGUGGCAUUGGUGCAUUAUAUGCGGGUAUUUUACCUACACUGGCUGGUAUGCUUCCAUACAGUACAAGUUAUUAUUUCAUGUACGAGACGAUGAAGAAAACAUACUGCAUAAAAAAGAAGAAGAAUUCUUUAAACCGUGUAGAGAUGCUUCUGGUUGGAGCUCUUGCAGGUUUCACAGCGAGCACAAUCAGCUUUCCUUUGGAGGUGGCAAGAAAAAGACUGAUGGUGGGAGCUCUACAGGGCAAAUGCCCACCCAACAUGGCAGCGGCAAUUUCUGAAGUGAUUCGGGAGGAAGGGCUGAAGGGACUCUACAGAGGAUGGGGUGCUAGCUGUUUGAAGGUCAUGCCUUCGUCUGGCAUCACCUGGAUGUUUUAUGAGGCCUGGAAGGACAUGUUACUGGCGAAUAAGAACAUCCUAUGACGUUGUCUCUUUCUUUUUCCUCUUGUUCGCUUUUAAACCGAUGGACGUGUGGUUGGACCAUCUACGGUCUCAGUCAUGCGAAAAUUGCAUGUCCGUGGGUGGUAAUACAAUAUGAACGGCUCGGGAUUAAAUGCUUUAUCUUAGGCAGCUCUGCGCAAGGGCAGGUUGAGGACAAGUCUCACUCGUACUGGUGAGCUUCAAUUUUGGUAUCUUAAAUGCACCCAUACUUCUGGUCUGCCCACUGUUGUAUUGAAUAAAGGAAUUAUGAUUGAAUAAGUUGUCCUUUGCAGA
Momordica charantia (bitter melon) is the source of this 1612-nucleotide messenger RNA. Its product is annotated as Mitochondrial substrate carrier family protein. Lineage: Eukaryota; Viridiplantae; Streptophyta; Magnoliopsida; Cucurbitales; Cucurbitaceae. Gene Ontology annotation, biological process: transmembrane transport. The record is from RefSeq and is a predicted model, not a curated record.